UGAUAUGAGCAGAAAUUUUAAAAAUAAAUCUAGUAGCAAUUAAAAUUAAAAAUCAAAAAUGAAUUUUUUUAUAUUAAAUUUAUUAAUAAUUUUUUUUGUAAUUAACAAUGGUGUUUCUAAAAAAAUAAUAAAAAUUGGUGCAAUAUUUGAUACUAAUGAAUUGGAUCUACUUAAUGAGUUUAAAAUAAUAAUUGAAGAUUUUAAUGAAAAAUCUAACGAGAUUCAACUAGUUCCAACAAUUCGUAUUGAUGAAUCAAGCAAUUAUAAUGAUUCUUUAGCUUGUGAAUUAUUUUCAAAUGGAACCGUGGCUGUUUUUGGAUCUAAUUCUAAUAAUCCCAAUGCAAUGGUAAUUGAAUCAUUGUGUAACUUAUCUGGGGUACCUUAUAUUAAAUUCGAUUCGUACAAUAUUGAUGAUUCGCCGAAGAAAAAUACCAAUGAUAUGAUAAUAAAUAUUUAUCCCAGUAUAAAAACUAUUUCAAAAGUUUACACUGACAUCUUAGGUCAUAUGAAAUGGAAGAAAUUUGCUUUGAUUUAUCAAAAUGAUGUUGGUAAUGUUAUUUAAGAAAAGUUAAGUUUAAAAGCUGAAAACUAAAAACUAUUUAUUCAGAUCUUGACAGAUUUCAAUAUGUUCUGGAAAUGUUUCCAGUUUCUAACACUGGUAUAAAAUUGUACAAAGCUGAUCCAGCAAAUAUGGAAAAUAUUUGGAAGGAUAUAAAGUAUAAUAGUAUAAAAAGAAUAAUUUUAGAUUCUAAUUUAAAUAUGACAUUAGAAAUAUUGAACAGAGCUAAAGAUUAUGGUGUCA
Condylostylus longicornis is the source of this 802-nucleotide messenger RNA. RefSeq names its product glutamate receptor ionotropic, kainate 2-like. NCBI's taxonomy places the organism in Eukaryota, Metazoa, Arthropoda, Insecta, Diptera, Dolichopodidae. The transcript is spliced from 4 exons. The record is from RefSeq and is a predicted model, not a curated record. The coding region runs from base 59 to 562 and encodes 167 amino acids.